AUGCAAAGCUGUUUUAAGAUUUGUAAGUGUUCAGAAGAACAAAAGGUGACUUACGCGGCUACUACCUUUGGAGAUUCAGCACUUCAUUGGUGGGAGACUGAAUACGCCAUUCGAGGGGAUGAAAACAUCGCUACCCUGACGUGGGAGCAAAUGAAGAAGAUGUUUAUGGAUAAAUAUUGUACGCAGACAGAGGUGAAGAAGUUGGAGUCGGAGUUCCUGAGGUUGGAGCAAGGAUCUUUGUCUGUUCAAGAAUAUGUGAACAAAUUUCUAGAAAAGGCUAGGUUUGCUAGUUAUCAGGUGGCAACUGAGCAAAGAAAGAUAGAUCGAUUUAAGGAUGGCCUAAGAAUAGAGAUAAAACAGUACGUGGAUAUGGUUAAACCAACCACGUUUGUUCAAGCUGUGGAAAUGGCGACUGUUGCGGAGGAAAAUAACAUCAAGGCAACUAGGAAGAGAAGGGAGGUCAAAAGGAAAUGGGAAGCAUCAAGUAAAUUGACAAAGAAAUCCAAGGGGGAGAUGACAGAUACGAAGGCACGAAAUGGAGAGUUCACAAUUCAUCAGUGCACCAAGUGCAAUCGAAGACAUAGGGGUGAAUGUUGGGAAGCAAAAGUGACAUGUUUUCGAUGCGGAAAACCCGGGCACACAUCAAAGGAGUGUACUGAAAGCAAACUUUGCUAUGAUUGUAGGACAUCAUGUCAUAUACGGUCUGAAUGUCCUAAAAACCAAAAGGGGACCAUAAGCAAUGUUAGAGUUUCAGGUAAUGGGUCAGGAAGAGGGGCGGAGAAGAAGAAGGAAUUACCUAAGGGACCAGAACGAGCAUACAACAUGACUUUGGAGGAGGCUAGGGAGUCUCCUGACGUCGUAUCGGGUAUGUUUCUUGUAAACAAUGUUUAUGCUCAUGUACUGUUUGAUUCGGGUGCAAAUGGUAGUUUCGUGUCUUCUACUUUCCGCCACUAUUUGAAUAAGGAUGCUUGUAGACUAGGGAAGAGCUAUACUGUAGAAACCGCUGAUGGCAGUCAAGUUAAAAUAGAUGAAAUAGUUUAUGGGUGCACGAUCCUAUAG
Messenger RNA from Cynara cardunculus var. scolymus (artichoke), 1059 nucleotides. RefSeq lists its product as uncharacterized. The record is from RefSeq and is a predicted model, not a curated record. The transcript has a single exon. Gene Ontology annotation, molecular function: zinc ion binding; nucleic acid binding. NCBI's taxonomy places the organism in Eukaryota, Viridiplantae, Streptophyta, Magnoliopsida, Asterales, Asteraceae. Bases 1 to 1059 code for a protein of 352 amino acids.